Messenger RNA from Centropristis striata (black sea bass), 4780 nucleotides. RefSeq names its product zinc finger CCCH-type containing 18 (gene zc3h18). Bases 207 to 3722 code for a protein of 1171 amino acids. The transcript is spliced from 20 exons. Gene Ontology annotation, molecular function: metal ion binding. NCBI's taxonomy places the organism in Eukaryota, Metazoa, Chordata, Actinopteri, Perciformes, Serranidae. The record is from RefSeq and is a predicted model, not a curated record.
GGAAUUGUCGUACGUUGAUGACGUUGAGGUAAUGGCCGAUCUCGCUGUGCCGUGUGGAGUGUUUUAUUUUCUGCACCAUAGCUGUUAAAUAAAACCGUAUAAUAUUCAUUGUAGACCGUAAGAAAACAACAUCGACGGGAGAGGGCAGUUCUUAACGUCGCAGUGCUGUCUUCGAAAGAGCUCCGGGUCGACAAGAAUAUUCUCUAAUGGAUACUCCUGAAAGCCCUACUCAGUCCCCUCAGUCUCCUGAGGAGGAGGAGGAGGAAAAGGGCCUUUCUGACAGCGAGCUGCUGGAUUCUCCUGAUGAAGAGGAUGACAGGGGCAUGUCAGACAAUGAGAUACUCCACGAAGAGGAAAACGGGAGGCUUCUUGAGGACGACGAUAUGGUUGAAAGCCGAGGAAGAAGUUCAGAAUUAGAGGAAGAGAGGGAAGAAGACGAUGAGGUGGUCCCUGACUUUGUCUCUGAUCCAGAGGAUGAAGAACCUGUAGGAGAAGGGAUGGGACAGGAGGAUGGGCCCAUUGUGUUAAUGGAAGGGGAUGAAGACGUUCGUGGCCAGUUCAAUGGUGAGGAUGACAAGGACGAAGAGGAACAAGAGGAUAGAAUCUUUGACACCCCACAGUCUCCAGACUCAGAGCCAGAGCAGGGCAAGAGUUUCACUGCUGAAGAGGACGGAGAAGACGGGGAGGACGGAUACAGUGACUACAGAAAGGACGACUCUGCAGACCCUGAGACAGCUGAGGUGGAUGAGGAUGAGGAGGAGGAAGAAAAAAGCAAGGCUGAUGAGGAAGAGGAGGAUGAGAGGAUAAGAGCUGUGGAAGAGGAGAGGAGGAGAGCUGUCGCAGUGAGGGAGAUGAAGGAGGACUCUACGUCUGUGUCCCGGGAGCUGGACGAGCACGAACUGGAUUACGAUGAGGAGGUCCCCGAGGAGCCCAGCAUCCCUGCACAUGAGGAAGAUGAAGAUGAGGAAGACACAAAAGCGGAGGGAGAAGAAGAAGAGGAGGAGAGUGAGGACAAGAGCAGUAAAAAGAGGGAGAAGAAACCAAUCCUCCCUCCAUCGCCCAAAGACAGUGACUAUAAGAGGACAAGUGAUUCCAAAGGGCCUGAGAGGAUGCGCAGAGAUUCCUUCAGAGACAAGAAGAAGGAUGAAGAUGAUGGAGAGAUUGAUGAAGGAGAGAUCGAUGAUGAUGACUUGGAGGAGGGCGAGGUCAAAGAUCCCUCAGACAGGAAGAUCAGACCACGUCCCAUCUGCAGGUUCUUCAUUAAAGGAAAUUGCACUUGGGGUAUGAACUGUAGGUUCAUCCACCCGGGGGUCAAUGACAAAGGCAACUAUUCCCUCAUUACUAAGCCAGACCUCUUCUCACCUAAUGGAGCUCCGCCUGGAGGACCACACCCACUUAUACCCAACAAUCCCUGGGCUGGACCUGCGGUAGAGGAGCUCCCUCCACCACCUCCUCCAGUGGAGCCUCCCGUGGAGAGUGCCUGGGAGCGAGGCCUAAGGCAUGCCAAAGAGGUGCUGAAGAAGGCCACCAUCCGUAAAGAGCAGGAGCCGGACUUUGAGGAGAAGCGCUUCAACGUGACCAUCGGAGAGGACGAGAGAGAGUUCGACAAGGAGAAUGAUUUCUUCAGAGAACGAAGCUACCGCAUCAUCCGAGAUGAAAUGGAGUUCAGAGAUCCUAUAUAUGGUGACCCAUAUGCUGAUCCGUACUAUGACUAUGAAAUGGAGGCCCUAUGGCGAGGUGGCCAGUAUGAAAACUUCAGAGUUCAGUACACAGAAGCUCCUCUUCCUUACCACUAUAGUGACCGUGAACGCGAACGGGACCCUCGGGAGCGGCACCGGGACCGAGAGAGGGAGAGAGAUCAUCGUGAGAGGGAGCGCCGGCAGAGAGAGAGGGAGAGAGAGCGGGAGCGCGAGAAGGAGAGGAUGCGGCGGAAAGAAGAGUGGGAGAGGGAUCGGAUGAAGAGGGAUGAGAAGGACAGGCCGAGGAUGCGUCCUCCUCGAGACGCCAGGGAGAAGAAAGACGAGGACAAACUGAAACCACGCUCUCCCCUCAGCCUGCCACCCAACAGGCCGAUGGAGCCUCCAUCAAAGAAGGAGGUUGUUCCAGUCAUGCGGCGACCUGAUGAGUGGAAGGACCCAUGGCGCCGGUCCAAAUCCCCCAGGAGACGCCCCGGGCUGGGCUCUCCUCCACGAGGCCGCCGGCGGCAUCGACCCUCAGCCUCCUCUGUCUCUCUGUCCAACUCCUCCAGGUCUUCGUCUCGCUCUUCAUCCUACACAGGCUCUGGGUCAUCUCGUUCCCGCAGUAGAUCUUCCUCGUUCAGCUCCUACUCCAGCCACUCCUCCCAGCGCAGCUCCUUCAGUGGCAGCCGCUCUAGGUCUCGAUCGUUCUCCACAUCCCCCUCACCGAGUCCAGCAGCACAGAGGAAUGCUAAGAACAAACCAGAUCUUCCUCCUGUGUUGCCUAAAGGCAUGCCGAUGAAGCCGGGUGCCAUGCCCCCUCCUCGCAGGGACAAGCCUGCCAUUAAGAAAGCUCCCAGUCCUCCUCCGCCUGGUGGGCCGCCGGGCAGGCCUUCCAAACCACUGCCAGAGGGAGGGAAGCCACCCACCAAUCCACGGGAGGCUGGAGGCGCAGGCAGUGGGGUAGGCGGUGGUGGUGGAGCUGGGAGACCCCUUCCUCCAAGGGAACCUGGAAAAGCCCCCAUCCCAAGGGAAGACAGGCGGAAAGAACGGCAGCAACAUCCCCCACGAAGGCGAACCGUGAGUGGGAGUGUCAGUGGAAGUGGUAGCAGUUAUUCUGGUUCUAGCUCCAGAUCCAGAUCCUCCUCCAACUCCCUCUCACGCUCGCGCUCUGGAUCCAGAAAGUCCAGGAAAUCCAGAUCACUAAGUGUGAGCAGCGUGUCGUCGGUGUCAUCGGCGUCGUCCAGCAGCAGCUCAGUGCGCAGCGCGGACUCAGACGACAUGUAUGCUGACUUGGCCAGUCCGGUGUCCUCUGCCAGCUCACGCUCGCCCACACCAAAUCACCCCCGCAAGGAGCGAGGGCCUGUGAGGGACAGGCCUCCACAUGGAAGAGAUAAAGUCAGAGAGAGACCAUCAAAGAAAGAGGAAUCCUUCAGGGAAGACCGCAGGAAGAUUGACCCAUCUGGUAUCCCACCUAGAGGAGGAAACCCCAUGGCCAGAUCAGGACCUGGUAGCAGGGGUGGCCACCAUUUACAUCCCCCAAGUGGCAACAUGGGCCCCCCAGGAAACUAUGGAGGUUCAGGUUCCCACAAAGACAUCAAACUCACCCUUCUCAAUAAGCAGCAGGGAGAUAAGGGCAACAGAAAGAGGUACCUGCCCUCAGACAAAGACCGGCCAGGAUCCCCCCUCAGCAAGAGAAUGGCCAUGUCUCCAGACAGAGGCCGUGAUAAAAGGAUGCCUGGCCGACCCCCACUCUCCCCUCGAAUGGAUCGGCCCAGAGGCCAAGGGCCCCGACCCAUGCCCCCCCAGGGAGACAGAAAACGUCCUCUGUCACCGCCCCCCAAGUCAUCUGGAAAAGGCCCAGCAGCGCCCUCGGGUAAGCCAAGCGCCCCGGGCUCCGCUUCGGCCGCCGCCUCAGGCUCCGGCUCCAGCUCGGGCUCCAACAAACCCAGCAACACACUGUCCCGCCGCGAGGAGCUGCUGAAACAGCUGAAGGCUGUGGAGGACGCCAUCGCCCGUAAAAGAGCAAAGAUCCCCGCCAAAUAAACGGAAAAGGCCGCUCCUCGCUUGUUCGCCUGCCUGCCAGUCUGCCUGCGCAGCCUCUUGAGCCUGGGCAACAGUGAGGGCCGUGGGAUUGAGAGUGUUUCCCCCUGCCUUCAACGGACAUGUAAAAAAUGUUGUAUGGUUCAUGUAUAAAGGCUGUUGUUAAAGUGAAAAGGAUGUGACCUCCACGAAAAAAACCACCAUCUGCUUGUUUGCCCUCAGAGAGGUUUGGCUCUGCUCCAUUCUAGUGUUGUUCACUCCCAUAUGCCUGACAUAAGCACCGUUAAAAGUCUUUGAAUGUCUCGGCUGCAGUUUCCCAAUUCAUUUCCCAGUUUCAUCAAUUAGAAACAGGAGGAAACAUUUGGGCAUUUGGUGAGGGAGGGACACCUCAAGAAUGGAGUGUAUUUGUGUAGAUUUUCCAGUACAGAAACAGAAGGGUAGUAAGGUGUACUUGAUCACUUGCUGCUCACUCUGGAAGCAUCUUCCUCUGUGGCGUGAUGAAUUACACAUUCAUACGCAUUGAAUCUACUAUUUCUGUCCGUCUUUCUCUGCCCCCUUUUAUCGUCUUGUUCUUACAUCUUUUCUUUAGUUUCCUCCGUGUGGAGCGGUGUGACUGUUGCGUCAGCCCUCAGCCUACCGACCACUCCAGGGCUUCACAACACUUCUUCGUAUAAAUCUACAGAUUCUUGAGCAUCCGUAUUCGCCCCCCUGCAACCGAUCACGAGCCCAGGGUUUGUUCAGAGGGGGCCCCAUGUUUAACCAACGAUUCGUCUGUGUUCUGUGUUUUAGGGCAGUAUUCGCUGUCACACCUUGUACAAUAAUAGCAAGUCAUCCAAUUCUUUAAAGCGUAUGAUUAUAGACAACAGUGAUGUGAAGUAUUGCUUCUUCUUUUUUUUUAAUCUACGGCAUUUUGUUUUCUUCUUAGCUCUUAAGAGAUAAACCAAUGUUUUAUUUGAGUCACAUUUUUAGUUGGAUUGUAAGAGGCGGAACGGGGACAUUUAGAGACAAAAUGUGUCUUUUGUGACAAAAGCCUUCUAAAUAAACUAUUUUGAUAAAGAGAG